Triticum urartu is the source of this 977-nucleotide messenger RNA. RefSeq names its product protein SMALL AUXIN UP-REGULATED RNA 51-like. Gene Ontology annotation, biological process: response to auxin. NCBI's taxonomy places the organism in Eukaryota, Viridiplantae, Streptophyta, Magnoliopsida, Poales, Poaceae. The record is from RefSeq and is a predicted model, not a curated record.
CCCAUCACCCUCCUCCUCCUCCACAUCGCCAGCCAGCAGCCACCGAGUCCAACCAACGAACGGAGGAGCGAGCUCCACCCUCGGACGAGUAAUGGCGAUCAAGAAGGGAGGCGCGGCGGGGCUGAAGCAGAUCCUGAAGCGGUGCUCGAGCCUGGGUCGGCGGCAGCAGCAGCAGGGCCACGGGCAGGAGCAGCGGCACUGGGAGGAGGAGGAGGAGGCGGCGCCGUCGGACGUGCCGCGGGGCCACUUCGCGGUGUACGUGGGCGAGUCGCGGCGGCGGUUCGUGGUGCCCAUCGCGGUGCUGGACCGGCCCGAGUUCCGCUCCCUGCUCCGCCGCGCCGAGGAGGAGUUCGGCUUCGGCGGCGCCGGGGACCUGCUCGUGCUCCCCUGCGAGGAGCUCGCCUUCCGCUCCCUCUGCUCCGCCUCCUCCCUCCCCUGCGCCGCCGCCCGCUGAGGCCCCGACCUUCCAUUUGUUCGGUCCGUCGGUCCGGCCUGGCGCCAUUGCCAGGCGGGCCGACGGCCGGCGAGGUGCAGUGCAGUGUGUAAAUACGGAUCCAUGCAUCGAUUCGACGCGGCGCAUGCGCGUAUUAGCGCGCGCCCUUGGAGCCACCAUUGAUUUGAUUGCCGUGUGUGGGCUGGAAGAAGAUGGAGGAAGACGAAGAGGAGAUCUUUGGAGAGAGAGGGAGAGAUUUUUAGAGCUAGUGACGGGUUUAAUUACCGGCCGGUGUGUGAGUUAAUUUGCGUGUACGUUGUUUGUGACGUGUUGGAGUCCUUUAGCCCUCAGCCUUCUCCAACAGUGGAGGAGAGCUUAAUGAGGCGAGGCGAACCGUCAUUACACCCCCUUUUUCACUCUGUACAUGCAAGUUAAGAUGUGUUUGGCCGGCUAAGCUAGCUAGCUCUAGCGAACGAGGUAAUGUGUGCGUGCAUGUUUCUUCUCCUCCCCUGGGUUCGGAAAUAAACAAUGGUGGUUAUUCUCA